AAAUAAAAUAACAUGCCUUUAUGAGAAGGAGUUGUCUGAUGGGUCACCCCUUCUCUCUCUCUCUCUCUCUCUCUCUAUGGAUUCAACAAACCAUAGCCCUCUAAACCGCAUCAAGUCACCAUCUUUAUAACCAUCUCUCACCCUUUUCUGGUUUUAAGUUGCUACUGGUUUCUUUCUCUUCUUGUUUUUUCCAGCUAUAUAUGGUUUGUUUACCAGCUCUGCAGCCGUAGUUUUGUUUUGGUUUUAGGUUUUUUUUUUAUGGAUGUUGAAGCUGCCAAAGCCCACAAAAAGUCCAUAUCUAUGUGAUUCUUGAACUGGGUUUCUGUGGGUGUUUCCGUUGAGGACAAAAAAUCCAAGUUUUGGGCUGCUUCUGAGGUAUUGAUUGCUUUACGGGCUUUUUGAAUUUGGGGUGCUUUCUAUUUCAUUUGCCAGUUGGAAGAAAUUCAUAGCUGUAGAUUGUGGGUUUUGUUGUGUUGAUAGGGUGCGGUGGUUAUUGUGUAUAUAACGUGAAGAAAAGUCGAUUCUUUGUUGUUCAUAUGUUUUAGAUGUUGCUUUGUGUGUAUGUUAAGGUAUUUAAGAUGAAGGUGUUGUGGAAAAGGAAUUGGUGUUAUUGUAUUGUGUAAAAUUUGGAUUUUAGGGAUUGUUUUAUCUGGACAGAAUUUGUGAAAAGUUCAGAGCUUUAGUCUGGUUUCGGAUUUGGUUCUGCUGGAUUUCUUAGUGAGACUAUUUGGUGGUGUAACAUAGGCAAGAAAUUGCAUUCAGAAUAAGGUCUUUUUCAGAAGGGCCUUUGAGUAUUAUCUCGAAAAGAGAAAGAUGCAACGAGUUCGAUUGUCCUCUCAACAAGCGCCUGUACUCAAGCUAGGGGAUUCUCAGAUCACAUUAUCUCCAAAAUUUAGGCUAGCGGUUAUCCAAUCUUCUUUGAUGGACCCUUCGUCGGAACUAGAGUUAUCACUUAGGGGAGAACCCCUCAUUCCUGGUCUACCUGAUGAUGUGGCGCUUAACUGUCUCCUUCGGCUUCCUGUGGAAAGCCACACAGCAAGCAAAGCUGUAUGCAAGCGUUGGCAUCUACUGCUUGGUAGUAAAGAGCGGUUUUUCACUCGUAGAAAAGAAGUAGGGUUUAAAGACCCGUGGCUUUUUGUCUUUGCAUUCCACAAGUGCACUGGAAAGAUUCAGUGGCAGGUUCUUGAUCUCACUCAUUUAUCGUGGCACACAAUCCCUGCCAUGCCUUGCAAAGACAAAGUUUGUCCCCAUGGGUUCAGAUGUGUUGCAAUUCCCCAUGAGGGCACUCUCUUUGUUUGUGGUGGUAUGGUCUCUGAUGUGGAUUGUCCGCUGGAUUUGGUCCUGAAAUAUGAAAUGCAGAAGAAUCGAUGGACUGUGGUGAACCAGAUGGUGAGUGCCAGGUCUUUUUUUGCAAGCGGAGUGAUUGAUGGGAUGAUUUAUGUGGCUGGAGGAAACAGCGCAGAUCUUUUUGAGCUCGACUCCGCUGAGGUUUUGGACCCUGCUGAAGGGAGUUGGCGUUCCAUUGCAAGCAUGGGAACAAAUAUGUCCUCUUAUGAUGCAGCAGUACUCGAUGGAAAGCUUCUUGUUACGGAAGGCUGGUUGUGGCCUUUCUAUGUUUCUCCUAGGGGUCAGGUUUAUGAUCCAAGAACUGAUAAUUGGGAGAGUAUGGCUGUUGGACUCAGAGAGGGAUGGACAGGUUCAAGUGUGGUGAUUUACGGUCAUUUGUUUGUGGUCUCAGAGCUUGAAAGAAUGAAGCUUAAGGUUUAUGACGCGGAUACCGAUUCCUGGGAACCAAUAGAAGGCCUUCCUUUACCUGAGCAGAUAUGUAAACCCUUUGCAGUGAAUUCUUGUGACUGCACAAUAUAUGUUGUUGGUAGGAACCUUCAUGUUGCUGUUGGUAACAUCUCAAGGGUUAGCCGUAAAGGCUCUUCUGAGAACAAGUGGCACUUCAGUGUUCGAUGGCAUGUGGUUGAUGCGCCAGAUAAUUUGUCUGACUUGACACCUUCAAGCUCACAGGUCCUCUUUGCCUAGCUUUUCAGUGUCUGAUAUCAUGUUGUGUAACUUUGAAUGUCCUGAAGCAUGUAGUAGUUAUAUAAGAGACUUGAGCUAUAGAGCUCAUGGCUGUGUGUAAACGGGGUUCUAGUGGUUCUUGGAAUGUAUUUAAGUAUAUAGGGUUCUUCAUCAUUGUUAUUAUUUCUUCCUUCUUACCCUAAUUACUCAAUUUGUGACUGUGUUGUGCUAUAAUAUUACACCCUUAUCAUACCCUGGGUUUUUAGAUGAA
Rosa chinensis is the source of this 2281-nucleotide messenger RNA. RefSeq names its product F-box/kelch-repeat protein At1g30090. The coding region runs from base 814 to 2031 and encodes 405 amino acids. The transcript has a single exon. Lineage: Eukaryota; Viridiplantae; Streptophyta; Magnoliopsida; Rosales; Rosaceae. The record is from RefSeq and is a predicted model, not a curated record. Gene Ontology annotation, molecular function: protein binding.